Molecule: messenger RNA, 963 nt
Organism: Vicia faba (fava bean)
Lineage: Eukaryota; Viridiplantae; Streptophyta; Magnoliopsida; Fabales; Fabaceae
Source: the annotation of a GenBank genome assembly
AUGGCGACCUCCGUCGCCGUCGGCAGCACUCUAACGGCGUACGAUCGCGGGAUUCUCACAGCAGUGAACGUCGGCGCGUCGGGCCUCUCUUUGGCUGGUUCAACCUUCAUUGUACUAUGCUACCUUCUCUUCAAGGAGCUCCGCAAGUUCUCCUUCAAGCUCGUUUUUUAUCUCGCACUCGCAGAUAUGCUUUGCAGUUUCUUCAGCAUAAUAGGGGACCCAUCCAAAAGUUUCUUUUGUUAUGCUCAAGGAUACAGUUCACAUUUCUUUUGUGUGGCAUCUUUCCUUUGGACAACAACAAUUGCUUUUACCUUGCACCGCACUGUUGUGAAACACAAAACAGAUGUCGAAGAUUUGGAGGGCAUGUUCCAUUUAUAUGUUUGGGGUACUUCGCUGGUUAUGACAGUCAUGCGCUCUUUCGGUAAUGACCACAGACAUCAUUUUGGUACAGUGUGUUGGACUCAAACAGGUCGCACAGGGAAGGCAGUUCAUUUUAUUACAUUUUACAUGCCACUUUGGGGUGCAAUUCUAUAUAAUGGGUUUACAUACAUGCAAGUUAUACGCAUGCUGAAUAAUGCAACCCGUAUGGCAGUUGGCAUGUCAGGCCAAUCUUAUGUCUCAGAUUCAAGAGACAACAUGAGGGCUCUGAAUCGAUGGGGAUACUAUCCACUAAUUCUAAUAGGAUCAUGGGCUUUUGGCACUAUUAACCGAAUUCAUGAUUUUCUUGAACCUAACCACAAGAUAUUUUGGCUCUCGUUUCUUGAUGUUGGAACGGCUGCCCUUAUGGGCCUCUUUAACUCAAUUGCUUAUGGCCUCAAUUCUUCUGUUCGUCGGGCAAUUUGUGAAAGACUGGAUAAGUUAUGGCCCGAGAGACUGCACAGAUGGCUCCCUAACAGUUUUAAGUACAAGAGCUUAUCGCAAGAAAGUGAACUCGCCAUGUUCAAAACUGAAGAUCAACUAUAG